This is a messenger RNA of Lindgomyces ingoldianus, 1639 nucleotides long. RefSeq lists its product as uncharacterized. Bases 242 to 1573 code for a protein of 443 amino acids. The transcript has a single exon. Lineage: Eukaryota; Fungi; Ascomycota; Dothideomycetes; Pleosporales; Lindgomycetaceae. The record is from RefSeq and is a predicted model, not a curated record. Gene Ontology annotation, molecular function: nucleic acid binding. Gene Ontology annotation, biological process: mRNA splicing, via spliceosome. Gene Ontology annotation, cellular component: spliceosomal complex.
CUACGACACACUCCACCAUAAUUCUCCCCAUUGCCUUCUUCUUGAAGAUAUAUUACCUGCGAACAAAUCAAUGACGGAAACGAAUCUCUCGUCGGAGUGAUUUUGCAGACGGGGUUUCCCCCGACGGUUCCUUCACACCUCAACCCCGAAAUCUCCAGUCACCUGCGCUCUCGGCCGCCUGCGUCGCGUACGACCAAGUCGAAGAUACGUCGCCCGAUUACGUCGCGCCAUCUCCGCCACCAUGGCUACCCCCAAAAUCGGCGGCUUCAAACUCUCCCUCUCCAGCAAAAACAGCAAAUCACUCAAGGCACCCACUACGAACCUCACAAAACGCCCACGCGCCGUUCUAGAAGAGGACGAACCCGAGGAUACUAACGGCGCGGCUGUAGAAAUUUCGGGCUGGGAUGCUGCAACUGGUGGCGCUGUUGACGUGAACGGGAAGCAGAAAGAAGAUGGACCGCGCGUCAUCAAUCCGCUUGCGAAUCGGAAUUGGCGGGAGGAAGCAAGACGGAAACAGGAGGCGAGGAAGGUGGUUGAAGAUAAUACGGAAAUGUAUAAGGAGUCGAAUAUUGCGUAUGGAUUGACGGUUGUUAAGAAAAAGGAGAAGGAGCGGAGUGUUACACCAGAGGAUCUGGCGCCGGAGCUGGAAAACAAGCCCGAGGAGCCGGACGGUCUGACGGAAGAGGAGCGGUUGGAUAGAGAUGCUAUGGAAGCGCUCUUGAAUGGCAAAACACCAGAGGAGAAAACAAUCAUCGCCGCUCCAACUGAAGAAGAAGCGUUCGAGCAGGACUACCAACAUGCUCCUGACGCGCCCUCCUUAGACGCUUACCUCGCCACGCCCAUCGACGGUUUCGGCGCCGCCAUCCUCCGCGGCUUCGGCUGGAAAGACGGCGAAGAGCUAGGUCCAAAUAGAAAACCGGCGACAAAAAAACCUGUGGAAAUUAAACGCCGGGCCGCAUUGCUUGGGGUGGGUGCGAAACCCGAGGCUGCUGCUGGUAUUGAGCUUGGAGCUUGGGGAAAGGGGUCAAAGGGCCAGAGGAUAGUCGAUCAGGCGUAUAAUCCUGUGGCGUUGAAGAAUAAGCGUACAGGUGAGAUUGUUACGGAGGAGGAGCUGAAGGCAAAGUUGGACCAGCAGAAGCUAUUGGCGGAUGAAGAGAAGCCUGAGAAGAGGAGGAAACGGACGUCCGGGGAUGAGGAGUAUGACCGGGGGCGCGAGAGGAGAAAGCAGAAAGAACGUGAUCGUGACCGUGACCGUGACCGUGACCACGAGAAAGAUCGAGAUCGGGAUAGGAAAGAGAAGGACAGAUACCGUAACCGUGACAGCGACAGAGACAGAGACCGCAAGGAUCGAGAUAGGUACCGGGACAGUGACCGAGAGAGGACCAAAGAACAGCACCGGUAUCGAGACAGUGAUCGCGAGCGGGAAAGAAUCAGGGAUAAGGAUCGUUACCGAGAGAGUCCGAGGCGACAUAGGGAGAGGAGCAGAUCCAGCGAUGAUACAAGGAAGAGGAAGAGACGUGAUAAUGACGACGAGGACCGUGCAUCUUCCAGUCGGAGGAGAAGAGAUGACUGAUAGAUUCCUACCUUUCUUUGAUACCCCAAAGGGUUCGGCAUAUAACAUGUGAAUAGACAACUUGAG